UCCUGAGAGAACAUGGCUCCUGCUGUCAACGUGUUGAUCACAGUGUUUCUGUCAGCGCUCCUGAUCCUGGGAGGUCUUGGAGUGCCAGCAGCAUCUGACUUGCAGGUCUAUGGGAAGUCAAUCCACAGUGAUACAACUUUGCUGAGCAUCAAUGAUGGAAGACGCACUGUGAGCAAACAGCCACACCAUCAGACAAAAAGUGAAAUCCACAGGAGUUUGGAUCUUAACAGCUUCAAUGUACAUGUGACCCCCGCCCCCAGCAAAAUCAGCCUCCCAACUUUCAUCAAGCUCCACCCGCCCAAAAUCAAACCUUCCCACCUGCACGCCAACAUGCCCAUGCGCUUUGGAAGAGAGAGUAUUCCUGAUAAUGACAAGGAACCAAAAUCGACCCCCAACAUGCCCCAGAGGUUUGGGCGGUCCUGGGAGGUGAUUCGAAUGUGUGCGGAGUGCCCUGAUGUCCGAGAAGCACUGAACCCAGUGCUGCCUCAGAGAUUUGGGAGAAGCGGCCCAUACUGGAGCCUUCUUAGGACUCUGGCCAAUGCACCGUUAGUAAACUCUGGCAUGCACUGGGCUGACGUUUUUGACUUUCAAGCCAGCUCAGAAGAGGUGGAGAUACGGGAAAAGACUUUUAAAGGAUGAAAGAAGAUGAGAUAGGCCAACAGCGAGG
Sander lucioperca (pikeperch) is the source of this 667-nucleotide messenger RNA. RefSeq names its product neuropeptide VF precursor (gene npvf). The record is from RefSeq and is a predicted model, not a curated record. The transcript is spliced from 3 exons. Bases 13 to 639 code for a protein of 208 amino acids. Gene Ontology annotation, molecular function: signaling receptor binding. NCBI's taxonomy places the organism in Eukaryota, Metazoa, Chordata, Actinopteri, Perciformes, Percidae. Gene Ontology annotation, biological process: neuropeptide signaling pathway; negative regulation of gonadotropin secretion.